Molecule: messenger RNA, 312 nt
Organism: Pyricularia grisea
Lineage: Eukaryota; Fungi; Ascomycota; Sordariomycetes; Magnaporthales; Pyriculariaceae
Exons: 1
Coding region: 1-312 (103 amino acids)
Source: RefSeq, a predicted model, not a curated record
AUGGAAAACGCGCUUGGCGAGCGGUUCUUCCUAGAGCACGACACCGCCCGCCUGUACACGUCCUCCAUCAAUGCUGGCAACACCAGGCGCCACUACGCUACUGUGCCGACGGCCUCAUCCGACGGCAAGUCGUUUGAGCAGGGCUACAUGGUUUUUGAGAAUAUCACGCCUGUGCAGCCCUGGCUUGGUCGCUUAUGUCUCGCAGUGCCGUUAUGGUGGAGAAUGUUCAAAAACCGGUACAUUGAUGACAAGGCUUCUCGGGGGCUCAUUACUGGGAGGCUGAUGUAUAUAUAUAAUUUUCGUGGGUUCUAG